UUCAUAUAUAGAUCUCAAGAAAACAACCAACAAAAGUCAAAGGACCAAUCUGAAUCUUUUUUAAAAACAUCAAUAAUGGAAGGAAGCUUUGAAGGCAUGCUAAUGAACGUGAGCAUAUUUGCUCUGGUUCAAGCUCUCGUGUAUCUCAUACUCUCUAAAUCUUCGAGUGUUUUCUCAACGUCAGAGACGAUGAAGAGAGCUUACAGUUUCCGGUCAGCGAGAUCCAUCAGCAUAAGUAGGAUUCUGGCUUCUCUUCAAGAUAUGCCUGCAAGCGGCGAGAUGUCUCCUUCUUCCAUGGGAUCCUCUUCUCUUGUCUCUCCUUCUUCGUCACCAAAGCUUAAAACAUGAACCAUAUGUGAUUCAGAAGUUGUUGGUGAAUCCGGCGGAUGAAGUUAGUUUUUUGUUUGUUAGAUAAUUUCCAAUUCUUUUUUUCUGCAUAGAGAUCAUUUGUAAUAUCAUUCAAAAUUGAUUAAUAAACAUAUAUACGUGUACUA
This is a messenger RNA of Capsella rubella, 494 nucleotides long. RefSeq lists its product as uncharacterized. The record is from RefSeq and is a predicted model, not a curated record. Bases 76 to 348 code for a protein of 90 amino acids. The transcript has a single exon. NCBI's taxonomy places the organism in Eukaryota, Viridiplantae, Streptophyta, Magnoliopsida, Brassicales, Brassicaceae.